AUGAGUGAAGUUGAGGUCAAGAGAGUUCCUAAAAAGAGAUUCGUUGGUAAAAGGGAAAAUGCUGCUACGAGUGCCGAUGGCUCGCUAGUCAAGACAUCCAGAGUGAAAAACCAUGUGGGUAGAGUCAUGACACAAAUACCCAAGGAGAUACUGGAAGAUAAAGAUCUGAAUGAGGCUAUCAAGUUACUACCUUCUAAUUACAAUUUUGAAAUCCACAAGACGGUUUGGAAUAUCAAAAAGCAAAAUGCUAAACGAGUUGCAUUACAAAUGCCUGAAGGUUUAUUGAUUUAUUCAUUAAUCAUUGCAGAUAUCUUGGAACAGUUUUGCGAAGUGGAGACAAUAGUUAUGGGUGAUGUCUCUUAUGGUGCUUGUUGUAUUGAUGAUUAUACUGCAAGAUCCUUAGACUGUGAUUUUAUUGUUCAUUAUGCUCAUUCAUGUUUAGUGCCCAUUGAUAUCACAUUAAUCAAAGUUUUAUAUAUUUUUGUCACUAUAAACAUUGAUGAAACACAUUUGAUCAAGACAAUACAGAGAAACUUCUCCAAGAAUUCCAAGAUUGCCACAUUUGGUACUAUUCAAUUUAAUCCAACUAUACAUGCCAUUAAAGAUAAAUUAGCGAAUGAUGAAGGAAAACCAAUCUAUACCAUUCCACCACAAAUAAUGCCACUUUCAAAAGGUGAAGUUUUGGGUUGUACUUCUCAAAGAUUAGAUAAAGAAGAGAUAGAUGCUAUGAUUUACGUUGGUGAUGGUAGAUUCCAUUUAGAAAGUGCAAUGAUUCAUAAUCCAGAAAUUCCUGCAUAUAGAUAUGAUCCAUACUCUAGAAAGUUCACAAGAGAAUAUUAUGAUCAAAAACAAAUGAUCAAAGUUCGUGAAGAUGCUAUUACAACAGCUUCGAAAGCUCAAAAAAUUGGAUUGAUUCUUGGUGCAUUAGGAAGACAAGGUAACGUUAACACUUUAUCAAAUCUUGAAACUGAAUUAACCAAAAAUGGUAAAACAGUUGUCAAGAUCAUUUUAUCUGAAAUUUUCCCUCAAAAAUUAUCCAUGUUUGAUGAUAUCGAUGCUUUUAUCCAGGUUGCAUGUCCAAGACUAUCAAUUGAUUGGGGGUAUGCUUUCAACAAGCCAUUAUUGACGCCAUAUGAAGCCAUGGUUAUGAUGGAGAAUGAUAAGAUGUGGAAUGAAAACUAUUAUCCUAUGGAUUACUACGCAAAAGAUGGGUAUGGUCGUGGUAAAGUCCCUAAUCAUGAAAAUGUUAAUUUAUAA
Molecule: messenger RNA, 1257 nt
Organism: Hansenula anomala
Lineage: Eukaryota; Fungi; Ascomycota; Saccharomycetes; Phaffomycetales; Wickerhamomycetaceae
Gene: DPH1
Product: 2-(3-amino-3-carboxypropyl)histidine synthase
Exons: 2
Coding region: 1-1257 (418 amino acids)
Biological process (GO): protein histidyl modification to diphthamide
Molecular function (GO): 2-(3-amino-3-carboxypropyl)histidine synthase activity
Source: RefSeq, a predicted model, not a curated record